UGCUAUCCAAUGUCGCAAGAAGGCCGUUUUUGUAAAAUUCCUCUUAUUAGGUUGCUUGGUGCCGUCACAACUGAGUUAAUCUCAAGUUUUACUUCCACUCUCGAAUCAACGGUUAGUACUUUGUAUAAUCUCCGUGUCCUUGUGCCGUUGCUUCACCAGACAAUCCUUUCUACUGUCGUUACUUCUCCGAUGGAUUGGCAAGGGCAAAAGCUAGCGGAGCAUCUGAUGCAGUUGAUGCUGGUAUCUUUUGCUGUGGUGGCAUUCAUCGUGGGGUACGUGUUGGGAUCAUUUCAAACAAUGCUUCUUAUAUAUGCAGCUGGUGUUGUCUUGACCUCUCUAAUUAUAAUUCCCAAUUGGCCCUUCUUUAAUCGCCACCCUCUAAACUGGUUGGACUCAAGCGAGGCUGAGAAGCAUCCCAAACCGCAGGCUGCUAAUUCUGGUCCAAAGAAGAAGGCUUCUAAGAAGUAGGUCAUUUGGCUUAUCUAACAUAAGUGUUACUUUAUUGGAGUUCUUCUUUUUUCUGGUUUGGGAAUGUAUUGGAUACAUUUUAUUUGGCCUUUUGGGUUAAUGAACGGCAAAAUGUUGCUGCAACUCCAUAUAGCUGUGAAAGGAACUAAGGAAGUUUAGUCUUUACGGUGCCUCAAUAUUUACCCUUUUGCUUUCAUUUUUCCCAAGUAUGAUCUUACAUCUAUUGGUCUUGGACAGAUAUGUUGAUGUGAUUUUGGUUAAUAUUGUCAUUCGUUUUUU
This is a messenger RNA of Olea europaea var. sylvestris, 747 nucleotides long. RefSeq names its product probable signal peptidase complex subunit 1. Gene Ontology annotation, cellular component: endoplasmic reticulum membrane; signal peptidase complex. Bases 10 to 468 code for a protein of 152 amino acids. Gene Ontology annotation, biological process: protein targeting to ER. The record is from RefSeq and is a predicted model, not a curated record. NCBI's taxonomy places the organism in Eukaryota, Viridiplantae, Streptophyta, Magnoliopsida, Lamiales, Oleaceae. The transcript has 2 exons.